AUGUUACGGUCCGUAUUCCUGCAUUCUGAUCGUUCUAAAAAACUUGGUUUUAAUGAAUAUAUACAAUCAGAUCCAUGUAAAUUUGAGCAUCAUGAUUUAUUUAAGUAUCUACAAACAGCCACAUUGGAUUUUCAACUUAGUGAUCUUAAUUGUUCGUUGAAAAAUAUUGUGCACGUACGUCAUUGUCUGAGGUACUUGUAUUCUCUAUCAGAUUUACUCGUUCGAGCUGAACAAAACUUUAUGAUGGAUCCACAAUUAUUACACUAUAGUUAUGUACAUUGUGUAAUACAUGUAUCUGGAAUUGGAUCAGACAGUAACAUUGCUACAAUAAGUGUAGAAGAAAGAGUUCGAUUCAAUGAAAUUAAAGGUCUAAAACAAUUUCUCGAACAACAAGUAACAAAUUUUCGCGUUUCAUUUCCAUUUGGACGACCAGAUGGUGCUAUAAAAGCGACACUGAGUUUAUUAGAACGUGUAUUAACUAAAGAUACUUCAACGCCAACAUCACGCGAUGAAAUGACGCUCUUGAGAACGCAGCAUACAUUAGUUACACCAGAGUAUCAGAGCACACAAACAUAG
Messenger RNA from Didymodactylos carnosus, 576 nucleotides. NCBI's taxonomy places the organism in Eukaryota, Metazoa, Rotifera, Eurotatoria, Philodinida, Philodinidae. The record is from the annotation of a GenBank genome assembly.